Phodopus roborovskii (desert hamster) is the source of this 1885-nucleotide messenger RNA. Its product is annotated as zinc finger protein 829. NCBI's taxonomy places the organism in Eukaryota, Metazoa, Chordata, Mammalia, Rodentia, Cricetidae. The record is from RefSeq and is a predicted model, not a curated record. The transcript has 3 exons. Gene Ontology annotation, molecular function: DNA-binding transcription repressor activity, RNA polymerase II-specific. Bases 66 to 1853 code for a protein of 595 amino acids. Gene Ontology annotation, biological process: negative regulation of transcription by RNA polymerase II.
CAGGGUGGUCCUGAUGAGAUCGCUGUUGCUGGGCGAGCUGCGGGGGCUGGAGAUGCUCGUGGACCAUGGAGACGGACCAGCUGACUUUCAGCGAUGUGGCCAUUGAUUUCUCUCCGGACGAGUGGGAAUGCCUAGAUGCUCCUCAGCAGAGUCUGUAUAGGGACGUGAUGUUGGAGAACUACAGAAACCUGGUGUCUGUGGCUCUUUCUCAUCAUUGUACCCAGAACUUUCCACCAGAACAGAUCCUAAAAUACUCCUUUAAAAAUGUGACUAACGGAAGAUGCGGAAGUUACGGCCUUAAAAGUUUAAGAAAUUGGGCAAAUACAGAUGAGGAUCGAGGCCAAACAGCCUGCCGUGGUGGACGUAACCAGUGUGUGCUCUCUAGCAAUAGCAGAGGUGUCAUCGACAACAGAGACCAAGAGCAGAAAACAGCUACGAAAAGAACUCACGUUAGGACAGGUGCUCUUGGAGAGCCACUUAUCUAUAAACAAAAAAUUCCACAGGAGACUUCUCAGCGUAACUUAACUUUGAAAAGUUUGGAAGACCUGAGAGGGGCAUUAAUCUUGCACUCAAACAUUUCCAUGGACAAAGAAUUGAGAAACAGAGAACCGCUCUCUAGAACUGGUUGGGUAGACACUUCCAGUCCUGAAAGAUCCUUACUCUUCAGUCAGCAAGUAGAUCUUCCCUAUGGCCAAGUGCACAGUUCUAACGAUUGUGGACUGCUGGCUACGGUUCCAUUAUUACAUAACCAAAAUCCAGAUACAGAUACUUGGAAAACUACAAACGUGUGUGAAGAAACCAGCGAAACUUUCAGUAAUGGCACUACACUAAACAAUUGCAAGGAUAUGAUUGUUUUAGAGAAAUCUGGUCAGUGUAACAAAGUGCGUCGUAACUUGGACCGUGGCUCCAGUCCCAGCAAACAUCAGUGUACUCUGUUUCCAGAGAACCUUUUCAGCUGUGAAAAUUUCUUCUCCCAGGACUCAAAGUUUACUGUCCGUCAAUGUAACUAUAUUCAAGAUAAACAUUACAAGCAUAUAGAUUGUGACUCAAUGUUUAAUCAUCCCUCAAACCUUACUACACAUAAAAUUCAGUAUGCCCAGAAAUCCUACAAAUGUAAUGAAUGUGGCAAAGCCUUUAAGUAUUGCUCAAGUUACACUAAACACAGCAUAGUUCACACGGGAGAAAAACCCUACAAAUGUAAAUUAUGUGGGAAAUCCUUUACCCAGUGUACAAGCCUUAAAAAACAUCAGAGAAUCCACACAGGAGAAAAACCCUACAAAUGUGAAGAGUGUGGCAGAAGCUUCAACCACUGCUCAAUUCUUAGUCAGCACCAGAGGAUUCACACAGGAGAGAAACCCUACAAAUGCAAACAGUGUGGGAAAUCCUUUACCCAGUGUGCAAGCCUUAGAAAACACCAGGUAAUCCACACUGGAGAGAAGCCCUACAGGUGUGCAGAAUGUGGCAAAGCCUUUACUCAAAGCUCAACGCUUAGUGAACACCAGAGGAUCCACACCGGAGAGAAACCUUACAGAUGUGAACAGUGUGGAAAGUCCUUUACCCAGUGUUCAAGCCUCAGAAAACACCAGAGAAUCCACACUGGAGAGAAACCCUACAAAUGUGAGGAAUGUGGCAAAGCCUUUAACUGCCGGUCAUCUUUUACUAAACACCAGAGAAUUCACACAGGAGAGAAACCUUACAAGUGUAAAGAGUGUGGCAAGGCUUUCAUCCAUUGCACAAACCUUACCCAACACCAGAGAAUCCAUACAGGAGAGAAACCCUACAAAUGUGACGAGUGUGGGAAAUGCUUUAGCCAGUGUUCAAACCUCAGAAAACACCAGAGAAUCCAUACGUAAAUAAAGCCUACAAAUGUGAACAAUGUAGUAAA